Messenger RNA from Mauremys reevesii (Reeves's turtle), 768 nucleotides. Its product is annotated as olfactory receptor 2B2-like. Gene Ontology annotation, cellular component: membrane. Gene Ontology annotation, biological process: G protein-coupled receptor signaling pathway. Gene Ontology annotation, molecular function: olfactory receptor activity. The transcript is spliced from 3 exons. NCBI's taxonomy places the organism in Eukaryota, Metazoa, Chordata, Testudines, Geoemydidae. The record is from RefSeq and is a predicted model, not a curated record. Bases 1 to 768 code for a protein of 255 amino acids.
AUGGUUGGAUUCUUUGAUAAGAAGGCCUUCCAGAGCAGGGGCAUAAUGAUGUCCACAGAGUGCCAGGCUCGCUGCAGCACCAGCCCCUUCGGGAAUGUGGUGGGGGCCUGUGUCAUCUACAGCCACAUGGCACUGAAGGUUAUCAGGUUCUUCCAGCUGGAGGCGCUCUACCCGCUCUUUGUGUCCACAUCAUCCAUCUGGUCCAGGACCCCCGAGCCAUCUAUGCCUCUCGCCUCUCACCUCUCACCCAACACCUAUCUGGUCAUGUUUAAAGACUGCCACAGCCAGGACAGCAUGUACAUGGCCGCAGUGCACUGCCCACCUCCUGCCCUGUGUACUAAAAUUGAGCACUUCUUCUGCGAGGUGCCGGCACUCCUCAAACUGGCAUGUGUCGACACCUCUGCCAAUGAGGCCGAACUCCUCGCCAGCUCAGUGAUUUUCCUUCUAGUUCCACUGGGCUUCAUCCUGAUAACCUACGGCUACAUUGGCGCCGCCGUGCUGAAGAUUCGUUCAGCAAAAGGCAGGCUGAAGGCCUUCAACACCUGUGCCUCCCACCUGGCCGUGGUGUCGAUCUUUUAUGAUACGGCCAUUUCCACGUAUCUACAGCCUCCAUCCAGGUACUCCCAGCACCGGGACAAGAUAGUAGCCCUCUUCUACACCAUGGUGACCCCCAUGCUCAACCCCCUCAUCUACACGCUGAGGAACAAAGAGGUGCACAGGGCGCUGCAGAGGGCACUGAGGAGAAACAUGACUGCCCAGGGGGUCUGA